CAGCGCGACAAUUUCCGUUCUCUGAUAGGCGACGGACAUUUUGUAUUGGCAGUGUCGUGACGCAAAAUAAAACCGACCGCUAAAAUGCCACUAAACGCCCUUGGCUGGUCCACUGAAGAAGACGAGAAACUCGCUGAAUUAGUGCAACCACAUUCGUAUUUGUAUAAUUUGCAAGAUCCGUCGAGAAAGAACAUUUUGGCAAGGGAGUCAACAUGGCAAGAAAUAGCACAACAGUUAUCCAAACCAGUGGAGGAGUGCAAGAAACGAUGGCGGGGCCUCCGUGAUGGAUAUAUGAGAAGCAAACGUAUUGGAACGAUGCACAUAUCCAAAGUGGGCGUUUUUCAAAAACUACAGUUCCUUGACGAAAGUUCGGUCGAUGGUACUAAUGAAGUUGAGGUGGAAGAUCAGCCGAUGCAGGAAGACACUAUGUUAGCCACGGAGCAGCAGGUCAUCACAGACAAUCAGGAAUAUUAUGAGAUAACAGUUGUUGAUGGACCUCCUGAGCAAGCAUUAAAACCUUUCAUUAAACUAGUCCCAAAAAGGGAAGUAAAAGAAGAUUUACCAAAGAAAAUUGGCAAAAAGAAGGCUGGAAGAAAAAAGGCAGUACCAUUGCCUCGGAACAUACCUCCAAUCAAAAUACUGCCAAAGCCUAUAUUGCUGAAUGAACCAAAGAUACUUCAGUAUGUGGAAGAUCAUAAACAACCUGAGCAGAGAUCUCAGACCAUAGACAAGCUCAUAGAGAAAAUCCUGAAGGAGAACACAAACGAAAUAGACGUCUUCUUCCGAAGCAUGGCUGCUAGCGUGAAGAAAUUGCAACCAAAUUUGAUACCAAAAGUCAAGAUGGAAGUGUGCAAUGUCAUUGCUAAAUAUGAAAUGCAAAGUAUUGAUAAGAACAACUUAAAAAUUUUAAGUGGAAACAAAAAUCUAAAUGGCAUGAUCUAGAAAAUAGUUCAUUAUUUUGGUGCUAUCGAAUGAUGCGAAUCGUCGCAGGGCUUUUGGGCGCACGUGCCAAAGUCGAGUCAGUGUUGUUACGUCAGGAUCGUAAUUUAAUGUGGAUACAGUAUUUUCAAUAAAUCAGCUUCAACAAAUAUCUAUUAUAAAAAGGAAUAUAUAGUUCUAUAUUUUACGUUUAGGAUUUUUCUUCUUUAUUUGUCGUGAAAAGAGAUUCAUAUAUUUUAGCUUAAAACGCAAGUUGAGAAAUAAAAAACACUACUGUAAAAUGAACUCAAAAGCACAUAUACAAAGUCAUUUAAAUAAUGUUGAAUUUUAUACUGUUUUAAAUGAAACCUCUGUUAUAAAUAUAUGUAGGAGUUUAGCCUACAACGUUUAUUUAUAAACUUUUAAUAAUUCAAAACUCACUAUAAGAGUUUAUAAAUAAGGGGAAAUGUAAAUAUGUUAGUUGUUUUAUAAUCACACAACACAUAGUGCCUAGUUGGAGACAGUUGAGAGUAAAAAAUAGCAAUAUUUGUACCAUUUACUAAAAUAAAUACGCUUGCAAUUAUAAACUCACAACCAUAUUCAUAAACGUUAUUUAUCUAAAGAGCAUUGCUGUGAUAACAAGUCUGUUUCUCAGCUUUGUUUAUCUAACAGCUUGCUGUUUGUUCAGCUUUGUUUAUCUGACAGCCAACUUAAGUUGUAUCUCAAUAUUAGCCAAUCAUAACGGCGCCAUGUCUACGCACUGCGAAGACUGCCAUGCCUUCGGCACUGAGAAACAGAUUUGUUAUCACAGCAAUGCUCUGUCCUUAGAUAAAUAACGUUUUUGAAUACGGGCGUUAAUAUUUAAUCAAUCGGGGUUUGGUCCCUUAUGCUUGGACCAGGAGAAUAUUCUAAAUGAGUGGAAAUAGUAUUAGUUUCAAGUGUCAUAGCUUUACUUAUUGAAGUUUCCAAUAUGCCUUUUGAUACUAGUUAAAAGAUGUUGUGUUUCGUUUGCGAAAUACUAUCUAAAUAAGCUAAGUACGGAGAAUAAUGAUUAUCUCUAUACUGCCAUUAUAUUGUGUGAUAUUUUUCAGAAUACCACUGAUAUUUAAAGUUUGACUUACAUGUUAUAUUGACAGAAAUGUUUUAAAACCUCACCAGGAAAAUAAAAAACCGGCCAUGUUUUAAAACAUAAAAAAAAAAAACGGUUUAAAACGAAAAGCCAAAUGUAGCGCCAUGAAAACGGGUUUUUAUUAACCUGGUCAGGUUAUAAAUACUUGACAGUCCAAUCAAUGUUUUUGUACUUUUAAUAGAUAUUUGAAUGUAAUAUUCCAACAGCGCCUUAUCGCAGAUUAUGAAUAUUUCAAGCGAAUUAAAAUUCAACAAAGCAAUACUUUAAUAAUAUAGUUCCAAUAUUAUUGUCUUUCAUAACAUAUUUUGUGUUUCUAGUCUCGAAAUUGUCAUUGUAAUUAUUCUUAAAGUAAUGUACUUCGUGGAUAUGACAUUUAUUCUAGACUUUAGAUUGUUGAUCAUGUUUUUGAUUUAGGUAUCUAUUGUCUAAUAUAAUUAUAGUGUUUCCCCUUUAAUCUUUUUCUCUAUUACCUAAUAUAGCAUACCAGUUAUAUGUGCUAAAUUAAGAAUAUUAAUAUGAUCUUGAUUAGGAUUAAAAAACAAAUUCUACCAACACCAAUACGCAGAACAAAUAUGUCAUAUUCAUUUAUAUUGUAUUCAGACGUAAUGUUAUAUUUAUACAUUUACAUAUUGUGAGGUAAUUUAAUAUAUUUAUUAAAGUUAAAAUACUGA
This is a messenger RNA of Manduca sexta (tobacco hornworm), 2718 nucleotides long. RefSeq lists its product as uncharacterized. Lineage: Eukaryota; Metazoa; Arthropoda; Insecta; Lepidoptera; Sphingidae. Bases 85 to 942 code for a protein of 285 amino acids. The record is from RefSeq and is a predicted model, not a curated record. The transcript has 4 exons. Gene Ontology annotation, cellular component: transcription regulator complex; nucleus. Gene Ontology annotation, biological process: regulation of transcription by RNA polymerase II.